ACCGGCAACAUCGAACUCCCCGAAAUUGACAGCGAAUACUCCGACGAAGAAGACGACGACGACGUCGCCAAGAAGAAAAAGAACUUCUCUGUUCCCGAGUGGGCCGAAUCCCCUGAACUUCGUCAACUCCUCCGCCGACAACAACGCGUUAACCCGGACGAUAUCUUUGGUCCCAUUAGACCGUUGCAGAUGGAGGAGAUCUUUAGGGGGAAGGGUGGGCAGCCGGCGAGGUUUAGACCGAGGAGUUCGAGUGCGAAUUGGAGUGGGCAGGAUAAGUUGACGAGAGAAGAGGUCGAAGAUUAUGAGAAGACGAUGGGGUAUAAGUGA
Saitoella complicata NRRL Y-17804 is the source of this 327-nucleotide messenger RNA. RefSeq lists its product as uncharacterized. The record is from RefSeq and is a predicted model, not a curated record. Lineage: Eukaryota; Fungi; Ascomycota; Saitoellomycetes; Saitoellales; Saitoellaceae. The annotation marks the transcript as partial. The transcript has a single exon.